This is a messenger RNA of Cucurbita pepo subsp. pepo (vegetable marrow), 932 nucleotides long. Its product is annotated as ubiquitin-conjugating enzyme E2 20. The record is from RefSeq and is a predicted model, not a curated record. NCBI's taxonomy places the organism in Eukaryota, Viridiplantae, Streptophyta, Magnoliopsida, Cucurbitales, Cucurbitaceae.
UCCAAUCCCUAAUUCUUCAUCUAUUUCCUUGGUUUUAAGCUCCCUAAUUUCCUCUCUCCCCUUCUGCUCCGCCUCUCUCUCUCUCUCUCUCUCUCUGCCAACGUCUCAUUGAUACUUCUUUGGGGGAGAAUUUCCUUGGAUCCUUCUUGAAUUCUUCAUAUCAUCUGUUAUUCGGAUCAGAGAGAAUGGCGGCCAUCAACCGACACACUGACAACACGACGCCGGCUAACGCUGUUGUUUCUCCAGCGAAGAAAUCCUUGCCGCCGGCCAAAACCGCGGAUUCUCAGUCCGUUCUCAAAAGGUUGCAGUCUGAGUUAAUGGCUUUAAUGAUGAGCGGAGACUCUGGGAUCUCAGCCUUUCCUGAGGAAGAUAACAUAUUCUGCUGGAAAGGAACAAUAACUGGAAGCAAAGACACAGUGUUUGAAGGAACAGAGUACAGGCUAUCCUUUUCCUUCCCUAAUGAUUACCCUUUUAAGCCUCCAAAGGUGAAGUUCGAGACUGGCUGCUUUCACCCAAAUGUGGACAUUUAUGGCAACAUUUGCUUGGACAUACUUCAGGAUAAAUGGUCAUCAGCAUAUGAUGUGAGAACCAUACUUCUAUCCAUCCAGAGUCUGCUUGGAGAACCAAACAUAAGUUCACCCCUGAACACCCAGGCAGCCCAAUUGUGGAGCAAUCAAGAAGAAUAUCGGAAAAUGGUGGAGAAAUUGUACAAGCCUCCAACAGCAGCUUAGGAACAAAACUAGGAUUUGUGUGUCUCACUCUUUUUGCGCUAGAGAGGAGGAGAUUCCCAAAUUAUUUUUUUUUCUCUUUCCUUCAGUAUGGUCUACUUUAUUACUCCCAGGAUGUUAGAGAUAUAUGCUGCCUCCUGUUAUAUGUGGAAAUUUCAAGUCAUGAGCUUAUAUAUAUAUAUAUAUCUUUGUUUGUUCUCAUUU